AUGUAUGAUUAUGAUAUAUCAAGUUUAACCACCUUUUUAAUUGGAUCAAAACCAGUAUCAUCAACAAAGAAAGAAGAAGAACACCAUCAUCAUCAUCAUCCAUCACCAACCAACCAACCAACACAACAUACAACAACAUCAAUCAAGAUAAAGUAA
Messenger RNA from Cavenderia fasciculata, 156 nucleotides. RefSeq lists its product as uncharacterized. NCBI's taxonomy places the organism in Eukaryota, Evosea, Eumycetozoa, Acytosteliales, Cavenderiaceae. The coding region runs from base 1 to 156 and encodes 51 amino acids. The transcript has 2 exons. The record is from RefSeq and is a predicted model, not a curated record.